Molecule: messenger RNA, 7179 nt
Organism: Sardina pilchardus (European sardine)
Lineage: Eukaryota; Metazoa; Chordata; Actinopteri; Clupeiformes; Clupeidae
Gene: znf536
Product: zinc finger protein 536
Exons: 5
Coding region: 210-4664 (1484 amino acids)
Biological process (GO): regulation of DNA-templated transcription
Cellular component (GO): nucleus
Molecular function (GO): DNA-binding transcription factor activity, RNA polymerase II-specific; RNA polymerase II cis-regulatory region sequence-specific DNA binding
Source: RefSeq, a predicted model, not a curated record
CCGGGCCACCACUGCCAAGCCCCAAGUCCUCGCCGUGCUCGCCCUGUGUGCAGUGCCGAGGUCCAGCUUACCCACCUUAGUUAGCACGUGGGCUAGUCUAGGCCUCAGUGACCAUGCUUUGUCAGUGACAGCCCCAGGAGGUGCAGCUCAGGCUAUAUGCCAGUGGAAGAGAUUCGUGUGGUGAGCAGUUGCUAAGCUAGCUCUCAAGGAUGGAGGAUUCUAGUUUGUGCCUUGGUGUGUCCUCAGCGAUCUCGGAUGCUGACACCCAUCUCAGCAGUGCCGUGCUCAAUGGCCGCUACCCCAUCAGCCAGAAGCUGCACCAGCUAACCGCUCAGCUGGGCCAUGCCUUCCCUGACCUGCCGAGCCGCCAGCAGAUCCCCGAGGAGAAAGCUGCCACCCCACUGGACGAGAAGACCCACGCCGCUCUGGCCAGCCAGCCAAUCAGCAGUCAGAUGGCUCUGCUCGCCAAUCAACUGAACCGAGACAUGGAGACCGGCGCACUGGGCGCUCUGAACGGACGCGUGGACCUGCAGCAGUUUCUCAACGGUCAGAACCUGGGCAUCAUGUCCAAGAUGAACGACAUUGAAGACGACGCCCGGAAGAACCGCAAGUACCCGUGCCCGCUGUGCGGCAAGCGCUUCCGCUUCAACAGCAUCCUGUCCCUGCACAUGCGCACCCACACCGGGGAGAAGCCCUUCAAGUGUCCCUACUGCGACCACCGGGCCGCCCAGAAGGGCAACCUGAAGAUCCACCUGCGCACCCACAAGCUGGGCAACCUGGGCAAGGGCCGCGGACGCGUGCGCGAGGAGAACCGUCUGCUCCACGAGCUGGAGGAGCGAGCCAUCCUGCGGGACAAGCAGAUGAGGAGCAGCCACAUGCAGCCCUCCCAGACCCUCCCCCACCAGCCCCACCUGGGCCCGCAGACCCACAACCAGCAGCAGCCCGGCUCCGCCUGUGGCCUCCUCACCCCCACCAGCGCGGGGGGCACACCGGACAGCUCCAACCAGCUCUCCUCCUCCCCCAAGCCGGCCGGCGCCAACCCAGGACCGGAGGACCAGGGCCCCAACCCGCCCACGGGCUUCCGCUGCACCUUCUGCAAGGGCAAGUUCAAGAAGCGCGAGGAGCUGGACCGCCACAUCCGCAUCCUGCACAAGCCCUACAAGUGCACGCUGUGCGAGUUCGCCGCCUCGCAGGAGGAGGACCUCAUCUCGCACGUGGAGAAGGCCCACAUCACCGCCGAGUCGGCCGCGGGCCAGGGCGACGGCAACGGCCCCGAGAAGCCCGCCAACGAGUUCCGCUGCGAGGUGUGCAGCCAGGUGUUCAGCCAGGCCUGGUUCCUCAAGGGCCACAUGCGCAAGCACAAGGACUCGUUCGAGCACUGCUGCCAGAUCUGCGGCCGCCGCUUCAAGGAGCCCUGGUUCCUCAAGAACCACAUGAAGGUGCACCUCAACAAGCUGGCCAUCAAGAACAAGCCGCCGGUGGGGGUGUCCGAGCAGGACAUGUCCACGGUCAACACCAUGAGCAGCCUGGCCCAAGAGGCCCACGCCAACCUCUACUCGCGCUACAUCUCCUGCCUGCAGGGCGGCUUCCUCUCCCCGGACAAGCAGGGCCUGGCCGAGCAGCACCAGAUGUUGGCCAAGGCCGGCCUCGCCAUGAAGGAGAAGGAGAUGCUGGGCAAGCUGCUGGGCCCCGUGGCCGGCAUGAGCCACGCGCUGGGCGAGAACGAGAAGCGCUCGCUCCUGGGCUGCCUCAACCUGGUGCCGCCGCUCAAGUCCAGCUGCAUGGAGCGCCUGCAGGCGGCCGCCAAGGUGGCCGAGAUGGACCCGCUCAACAGCUACCAGGCCUGGCAGAUCAUGGCCCGCGGCAUGGCCAUGGAUCGCUCCUUCAUGCCCAAGGAGCAGCACCACGGCCACCACGGCCAGGACGAGGAGAUGGCCAACGCGGCUGCCAUGGUCAACUUCAACAAAGAGAAGCACGAGGUGUACCCCCCCAUUAGCUCUGCCGACAGCCUCAAGCAGAAGCAGCAUGCCGAGGUCAUGCACGGGCUCAAGACCAGCGUGGCUGGAAGCAUGAUGCCCCUGAAGGAAGAGGGAGGAGGUUUCGACGGACACCGAGAGUUCAUGUCCCACCAUGGCGGCCUGGGUCUGGGCCAAGGCCUUGACUUUGGCCUGAGCAGCCUGAAGGAGAAGCCCUCCGAGUGCCCCGACUGCGGCCGGGUCUUCAGGACCUACCAUCAGAUGGUGGUCCACUCCAGAGUGCACAAGGAGCGGCGCAACGUGGAGGAGAGCCUCCAGCACAGCAACACCAACACCACCCUGGACGAGCGCCGCGGCUCCGCCAGCGACCCCGAGUCCCAGUCCAUCAGCCGGUCCACCACCCCGGGCUCCUCCAACGUGACGGAGGAGAGCGGCGCCGGAGGAGGACACUCCCAGACCGGGAGCGUUCAGGACGACAGCCCCCACCCUUCCUCUCCAUCCUCAGAUGUGGGAGAUGACCUGACCAAGAGCGGGGGGGCCGUGCAGCCUCCGACCCCCCAGCACCGGGAGCGUGGCGUGGGCUCGGCCAUGAAGGACUGCCCCUACUGCGGGAAGAGCUUCCGCACCUCCCACCACCUGAAGGUCCAUCUGAGGAUACACACAGGUGAGAAGCCCUACAGAUGCCCUCAUUGUGACUACGCUGGAACCCAGUCCGCCUCACUGAAGUACCAUCUAGAGCGCCACCACCGCGAGCGCCAGAAUGGCAGCGGCCCCUCGGCCAACCACCCUCCCACCUCCUCCUCCUCCUCCUCCUCCUCCUCCUCGGAGCACAAGGAGGAGCACGGCAAGAGCGGCGGCGGCGGCGGCGGCGGCGGCGGCGUGUUCGCCCGGCCGGACGUCCUUCGCGGCGUCUUCAAGGGCAUGAUGCCCAGCAGCCUGGACUUCCGAGGCGGCCAGCUCCUGCCGCACCAGUGGGCUCCUCCCAGCAUGCUCUCCCCGCGCGAGAGGGAGCGAGAGCGGGAGCGCGAGCGAGAGCGCCACGGCCUGGGCGCCGCCGACAACAACAACACCGCCGCCGAGAGCGCCAAGAACCCCGAGCUCCCCAACGCCGGCGACGGCCCCGCCAGCUUCUCGGACCUGGGCAGGGCCUACCAGAGCAUGGUGGGCAACGGCGUCAACUUCCAGGGCUCCCUGCAGGCCUUCAUGGACAACUUUGUGCUGAGCUCCCUGAAGAAGGAGAAGGAGAUGCGGGAGGGUCAGCUGCAGGGCCCCCUCCAGCCCCCGGCCCCACACUACAGCCUGGACAGCGGCGAGCCCAAGGCCAAGAGGAGCACCAGCGAGGGCACCGGCAGUGGUGGCAAUGCCAACCAGGAGGAGAAGCCCUCCGCGGACGCCAAGCCCAGCGAGGGCAAGCCUCGCCCGCACGCGCGCUCCCAGUACGAGCCGCUGGACCUGUCCGUCAGGCCCGACUCGGCCUCCCUGCCCGGCUCGUCCGUCACCAUCCAGGACAACGUGCCGUGGCACGGCUGCCUCUUCUGCUCCUUCAGCACCGCCUCCGUCGAGCUCAUGGCGCUCCACCUGCAGGCCAACCACCUGGGCAAGGCCAAGCGCGGCGCAGGGAGCGCGGAGGCCACCGACGGCCUGCUGGGCGAAGCCUCCCACGGCCUGGGCGCUAAAGGCCCCCUGGUGGCGCCUCCAUCCCUCCUGCACCACCACCACGAGGCCUCCUCCACCACCCCCCGGGAGAGGGACAUGGGAGAGCCUGGGGAGCUGAAGAGCGCCUGGUCCAACCACAUGGAGCAGCAGCCCCCGCACAAGAGCUCCAUGGGAGACUUUGCGAGCGACUUCUACAAGCCCUUCGGGCCGCUGUUCGAGGGCUCCGCGCGGGGCCUCCCGGGGCCGCUGGGGUUCCUGGAGCAGCAGCAGGGCGGCCGGGCGGCCGACGUGGGCAGAGCGGGCGGAGGCGGCGCCUCCCUGGACGAGCUCUCGGACAAGGCCUCCUGCGGCGACACGGAGGCGCCCGAGGAGCGCGGCCAGUCCGAGGAGGAGGAGCCCGGCAGGGAGGAGACCCCCAGCCGUCCCGCCUCCUCCAACAACAACACCGCCAUCGCCUCCUCCGAGCGGCCGGCCGGCUACAACCACCGCGACGACGAGGAGGAGGACGAGGAGGCCGAGGCCUCGCAAGAGGAGAUGGAGAUGGACGAUGAUGACGACGACGACGACUCCCUGCCCACGCAGGUGCCUCUGCGCAACGAGUCCCCUCUGUCCGCCAAGGACGCCCUGAGAUCCAAGAGCCUCCGCGCCGGGCCCUCCCCCCCACAGCCCCCAGCCCUGGAGAAACAGUGGCAUCAGCAGCAGCAGCAGCAGCAGCAGCAGCAGCAGGGCCUGGGUCUCCUUUCAUCUCACGGAGGUCCCCCAGGGCUGCUGAAGCCGGAGCAGGCCCAUCUCGAGCAGCAGAUGAACAUGCUGUCCGUCCUGAGGGCCUUCAGCUCGGAGAACCUGGGCGCCUUCAACGGAGGCCUGGCCAGCAGCACCAGCGGGCCCAGCGGAGGCACCAAGAGAGCGGACGCACCCGUUCAUCUGUGGGCCACAGAGGAGGAAGGCUCCGGCAGCUUCGGCCCAACUCUGUCCCCCGAGCUUAACCUAGCCGACUCUGAGAUGCACGACGCCUCUCUAAACAGAGACUAACAGCCAUCUGGAAGCACACGCCGGGGGCCACGAGGAUGACGAAGAUGAUGAUGAUGAUGAUGGCGGAGGUGGUGAAGAAGACAAACUCUUAAUUAAAAACAGACUAUUUAAGAACAAACAGAAACUAACAGACAAAACAUGGAUGGAUUAAGCUGAAGCAGGAGCAAUCGGCUCUUCUCUGCAGGCAUGGCAGAGAGGAUGAGACCUGCUGACUUUUAGUGGACUGGACACUUUAAAAAAAAAAACUGUGGGAAAAAAUAAGAAAAAAAAAAGAAAGACUGGCUUCACAGCGCAUUUGUUCAACGUCUCUUGAAUCUUUCUUGUAGCCAUAUGUUCUGUGCAGUCCCUGUUUUUGGCUUUGACAUUGUGAAAAAAAAAGAGAAAAAAAAAGAAAACAAAAGCUUAAAAAGGCUAAAAAAUACUACCUGCGUGUCCAAUGUCUAUGAGUGCAACACAUUCCUUUAUCCAAGAUGGAAGUAGAAGCAAUGCAGUGCUCUGUCAGCUGAUGGGGAAGAGACGGGAGGAGAGCGGAGAGCGAGGCCUGCAGUCCCAGCCUCUCCACAGCCACACAACCUUCACAUUCUGCCGCUUCCUCUGGAGACCAGAGACAUGACAAUGUCCACACUGCCCUUUGACACACCUCUGUUAUGCUACAAUGGUUUUGACUGGACGUGACUGUUUCCCGAAGCCCCGGUCCGGCCAACCCAGAGCACAGUCUCCUUCAGUGACCAAGCCCCGCUAACCUGGGAGACCAAGCACAGUCCGAGGCCCUCGAGGCCUACCCAUCUCUCCUACCCCACACACUCCCAAGGGCACCAACAACCAGGACUGAAGUAGAAGCGCUCUCUCCGACAAUCUGGUGCUUUAUAAGAGGAGUGGGCAACAAUGCGAUGACACAUAGGUGGAGUUGAUGGCUGAAUGCAGGGUGGAGUAGCCAUGGUGAUCUAUGGUCCAUGGCAACUACAAGGAAAGGAGAGGCCUGUGUGUGGGAAGAAAAUAUUGUUGAAGUGAUCUCUCCUCACCUUUCUUAAUUAGAGAGUGAUAUAUGUGCUCAUACACAAAUAUGAAAUGUGUGGAGUUAGGUGUAAAAUAAAAGUGAGUUAAACAGAAGUAUAACAGUCAGAUUGUAUUCCUCUAAGAGAAAGUACCAACGUGACAAGAAUAUCUAGUUUACACCAGACUCAUGUUACGAAUCAACACCAACUGACAUAUUUGAAAACUAAAGAUGAUAAAGAAUGCUAGAUGAAAAAUGAAAACCACCAUCUUGUUUUAUCUCUCCUGUAAAUGUCAAGGACAAUAGUGUUGACAAAAAAUAGUGUUGAAGAAAAAUUUGUAAUAUACUGCCACAGAUCAAUGUUGCAAAGUGUUACUGACUACUGAAAUGGUUUGAUGUAUUUACUUAUUAAAAAGAAGAAAAAAAGCAGGAAACAAAUAUUGUCUAGCCUUAGAUACAGUCAUCUGUUGUUGCAUCUACAAAGCUAGCUGUUUUAGAUGGUAGCUAUUAGAAUGGAUUUUUUUUUCAAGUACUGUACUUUUUGCCUUCUACAAUGUAAAGAAAAGAAGAAAAAAAGAAAAGAUUGACAAUCUUCUCAUAUUGCUGCAAGCAUAUGCCCAUACAGUAUAUACAUAACUCAUACAUGCAUACAUAGAGGGGUUUCUCUUGUUUUCUCCAAAAGUAUUUUGCACUGUGAUAGUAAUUCUAAACCCAGUCUAUACAGUACAAAGUUAAAAACUAACUAAAAAUGACAAGUGUGUAUGUGUGUGUGUUUGUGUGUCCCUUGACAUUGUGAAAUGUUACUUUCCCCCCCCCCCCACCUCUGUUCUCUUGUGAACGCUGAUCAGUCCAUCUCUGAUCGCCAUUAUUUUGGUCUCUGAAAUAUCCCUUUCAAGAAGAGUUUUCUUCACCUUUAAAAGCUCACGCCACCAUGUACAGCCUCAGCCAUCUGAUAAAAGCAAAGGCCAUGAGUCAUCAACUGUACAAAGCUUAGUGUUGGGUCCCCCAUUCCUUCCUUGCAAAUAAACCCCAUCUUUUUUCUGGCAUAAUGCAUUCUUUUAGCAUAAGACCUACAGCCCUCCCAUAUCCGCCUGGUCAUGAGAAAAGCCAAACAGAAAAAAAGAAAAAGUAGCGUGUUAUUGUAUACUUGGGCGCCGGGUGUAGCAGCACGCACUGGGACCUGCUAGCGAUUGGCCAAAACUGACCGAUAAGAUGCAUCUAUUUCCCCGGUCAUGUGGCUCAAGCUGGCUGAGUUCCUGUAGACGUUCUCUCUUUCUCUCUCUAUCUCUCUCUCUCUUCUCUCUCUCUCUUUAUUCUCUCUCUCUGUAGUGCAGUACCUGGGAAAAUGAGCUGAAGGUGUCUGCCUGGGUUUGACUAAUCCAGAGUAUGAGCAUUCCAGUCCCCCCCCCCCCCCCACCCCACUCCACCCCUAUGCCCCCUCACCCAGAGCUGUCUUGUGAGCUGUAAACUUUUCCGUUUGCUGUACCCUCAUGGCAGAUGCUUUGUUUUGUAACUACUGAA